This is a messenger RNA of Perca fluviatilis (European perch), 1809 nucleotides long. RefSeq names its product histone H1-like. Gene Ontology annotation, molecular function: structural constituent of chromatin; DNA binding. The transcript has a single exon. Lineage: Eukaryota; Metazoa; Chordata; Actinopteri; Perciformes; Percidae. Bases 234 to 947 code for a protein of 237 amino acids. Gene Ontology annotation, biological process: nucleosome assembly. The record is from RefSeq and is a predicted model, not a curated record. Gene Ontology annotation, cellular component: nucleosome.
AGUAAAGAGGUGAGGUUUGGAGGCUCCUCAGACAAAAUGCAGAGAGCAUCAGAGCUCUGCGGGACUUCAACAUGAGGACACACGAGUCCGCUAUUGGCCCCGUCACUGUCAGACUGCAGCACUUCUCCCACAUUUAGUUUGGAGGCUUAUAUCAGUGAAGAGACAACACAAAGUGGCAUCCAGACUGCUCAGAGGAGACACCGACCGGGAUGGGCUGAGUCUCCACGGUUCUCAUGUUGUGUUUAAGUGCACCACCCUGGUGUGUACUUUCCAUCAGUCCAGUCAGACUCUCUGUGCAACCCCUCUGUGUUGUGUUGAGAAGAAACAGAAUCUUGAUUAGAAAAAUGGCAGAAGUAGCUCCAGCCGCCUCGCCGGCCAAAGCAGCCAAGAAGAAGGUUUCCAAGCCGAAGAAGGCCGGCCCCAGCGUCAGCGAGCUCAUCGUUCAGACUGUGGCCGCUUCCAAGGAGCGGAGCGGCGUGUCUGCGGCCGCCCUCAAGAAGGCUCUGGCUGCCGGAGGCUACGAUGUGGACAAGAACAAGGCCCGUGUUAAGACCGCCAUCAAGAGCCUGGUGGCGAAGGGGACUCUGGUCCAGACCAAGGGGACCGGAGCAUCCGGUUCCUUCAAGAUGAACAAGAAGGCUGUUGACACCAAGGCUAAGAAGCCGGUCAAGAAAGCCGCUCCUAAAGCCAAGAAGCCCGCAGCGGCCAAGAAGCCCAAAGCAGCGGCAGCUAAGAAGCCAGCAGCCGCGAAGAAGUCCCCGAAGAAGGCCAAGAAACCCGCAGCGGUCAAGAAAGCAGCCAAGAGCCCCAAAAAGGCCACAAAGAGCCCCAAAAAGGCGACCAAGAGCCCCAAGAAAGUGGUCAAAAAGGCCCCUGCAGCCAAGAAAGCCCCCGCUAAGAAGGCUGCCAAGCCCAAAGUGAAGAAGGCAGCACCCAAGAAGAAGUGAGCUGUAGUCAGUCUCAUUAAGAAACGGCUCUUUAAGAGCCACCAAAUCCUCCUCAAAGAGCUUUUUCUUUUUUAAUCUUAUUCUGUAAUUAACAAGAAACUUUGGGAGCACACUUAAUUAUAUCAGGAGUAAUCACUACAAGAAAGUAGUUUACCUUUUAAAACCAACUAGCUCCUAAAUUUGUUCUUUUCAUAUAAAUAUCACAAUUGCUUCAGAAUCCCAGAGAAAGCAAAAGGUUUCACACAUGACUAUAAAAAUAAUCGUUUUAUUGAAAUAACUGAUAAACCAGUAAGGGAAAAUAAACCUUAAUUUAAAAUUAAGAGAAAAACUUCAUUAUUUAUACCAAAACAAGAACACUUUCACUUCUAUCCAAUGGAAGGACGUUACUAGAAUUGUUGGGGCUUUGUAAAGUAUAGUGUGGUCUAGAUCUACUCUGUAAAGUGUCUUCAGAUAAUGCUUAUGAUUUGAUACACACAUUGCUACAAAUUUAAGAUAAGAUUUUUAUUUAAAAAAGACAGGAUUAUUUGUCAUGGAAAAUUCAAAACAUUUUAGUUUUCAUUGUAGAUUUGUGAGCAAAUUUUAUCAAAUUAAACUGACCUAUAUUUAAGUGAAGGGGUCUCAACUUAUAUCAUGGAUCCGCUUAGUUUUAGGAAGAGUGGUUCUUUAAUAUGGUUAAAAAAAAGAACAAUGUGUGCUUAAAUCAUGCUAUCUCAUUUACAUUCCCCCCUUUUUUUACAUUAUGUUUGGAUAGUCAUACACAUCUCUUGUAGCCUAUAUCUCGUCCUGUUUCACUGUAUGACUUUAUGUUGAGCUGUUUCCAUUUACUUUACGGUUAAUCCUCAGUUACUAAAGAUAGUCUCAA